AUGGCUGCUAAUGGUGUAAUUUCACCAUUAAAUGAACGCCCGGCCAGCCGCGACAGCGAGCCCGCGCGAGGCCGCCGGUCGACGUGCGCCUCCUCGUGGCCAACCGGGACGGAGAGCGAGGCGUUGCGGUGCACCGCCCGCCAACCUCUAAGCCUCGGCGACCCAGACCUCCCCGUGCCUCCGCUCGACCCCGACGCCCGCCAGGCCGCCGCGCACCGGCCCGUGCGGCCGCGCGCCCCGAGCUCCGGGCAAGCCUCUGGCCGUCGGGCUCGGGCGCCAUCGCCGCUGGCAGAGCUUCGCCGCCGCGCAUCUGCCGCCGUUCGACGCGCCCCGCCACCCCCCGCCCGCGGCCUCGUUCGCCUGCGCCGCCCCCCCCGCCGCCCGCGCCCUCGAGAUCCGCCGGGCUACGGAAUCGACACCGCGGCAUCCUCGCCUUCUUCUCCCUCCCAAAACCCCUAA
Ananas comosus (pineapple) is the source of this 459-nucleotide messenger RNA. Its product is annotated as atherin-like. The record is from RefSeq and is a predicted model, not a curated record. NCBI's taxonomy places the organism in Eukaryota, Viridiplantae, Streptophyta, Magnoliopsida, Poales, Bromeliaceae. The transcript is spliced from 2 exons. The coding region runs from base 1 to 459 and encodes 152 amino acids.